GAGGGGAGGAGAGAGAGAAAUACUGAGAGACAGAAACCUCUAUAGUUCAGAAGUAGUGUCUCUUAAUUGAUCAAAGAGAAGAAGGGCUUUCUUUUGUUUCAUUAUUCCUCCUGUGGGUGAGAAAAAGGAACAAGAGUUAAUUCACUUCUUCUUUUUUGGGGGAAAUAGUGUAGUUUCUCAUAGCUUUAGUCAGUUUUCUUCACAUUCCCCACAGUUACAGACAAUAAGGACUCAACACGGAGGCCCACCAGGGAUUGAAAGAUGAACAGCACCCUGUCCAACACCUCCAUCAAGUGUGUCCGGGAUACCAGCAUUACAGCUGUGGUUUUCCCUUGUCUCUACAGCCUCCUCUUUAUAGUUGCCCUGAUACUGAACUCCCUGGCUGCAUGGAUCUUCUUCAGGAUCCCCAGCACAUCAACAUUUGUGGUUUUUCUAAAAAAUGUGGUCGUAGCCGACUUGCUGAUGACCUUGACCAUCCCUCUUAGAGUCUUAAGUGAUGCAGGUGUGGGUUCCUGGCAUCUGCGUGCCUUCCACUGCCGAUACUCUGCGGUUCUCUACUACAUCACGAUGUACAUCAGCAUCCUUUUGCUGGGUCUGAUCAGCCUGGACCGCUACCUGAAAAUAGUAAGGCCCUUUGGGAAGGGUUCCCUGCAGCGGGUCCGUGUUGGUCAGGUGCUGAGUGCAGCUGUCUGGGUAGUGAUGUUAUCUCUUGCACUACCCAACGUUAUUCUAAGCGACCAGCCACCCCGGGUGACCGGAGGCAAGCUGAAGUGCACCUCCAUGAAGAGUAAAGCCGGCCUGAUGUGGCAUGAAGGGUUCAACUACUUCUGCCAGGUGAUUUUUUGGGGCACUCUGGCCCUGAUGGUGGUUUGCUACACAUUCAUCAGCAAGAAGGUUUAUGAGUCAUACAAAGCCUCAAAGAGCAGAUGCCAGGCAGCUAGUCGCAGAACCAAGGCAAAAGUAUUUGUAGUGGUGGGGGUGUUUUUCAUCUGCUUUGCCCCCUUCCACUUCGUUCGCGUCCCCUACACUCUGACCCAAACCCGGAGCGUGGUGAGUCACUGCCAAGUUCAGAACGCCAUCUACGUUGCCAAGGAAACCACCUUGUGGCUAUCGGCCACUAAUGUUUGUCUGGAUCCACUCAUUUACGUGUUCCUGUGUAAGGUGUUCAGGAAAAGACUGACAGCUACACUCUGUCGUAAGCCACUCCACAAAGGUACCAUGGAAUCGCUCACAGGAACAUCCACUCAGCUGGAAAUGUCACAAUUGGCAACCAAUAACAAACCGUCAAGUAAAGGGACGCCACAGUAAGACAAUGGACAGUCAACAAUGGGACAGAAUUGUAAUACCAAGGCAAGAUGGGGCACUGCCAGAAAGAAUGUGUAUUGAGCAUUUUAUCUAUAACCAAGGGUGUAAAAAUAUAGAAUCAAAGCAAGGUGACAAAAAUCUGAUAAACUGGACAACGCUGUGUGAGUACAGAAAAAAAGUCUGAAAGUUCAAGUUCCAUGACAUGUUUUUGAUGCUGUCCCAACCGAGCAUUUCUCGCCUUUGUUUGCAAAGUCAUCCAACACAUUUCCUUAAUUGUGCUUAUCGUCAUGUUCAACUUCCUUCUCUUUAAUCUUUCUCAAACUGCACUUUCCCCUCACACAACUUUGGCUGAAGGGGGAACAUCUUGACAGCAUAUAUUCUCCAAUGAGUACACAGCAAGCAAAAUGUGACCAUGCACUGAAUGAUAGCAAAAUGUGUAUGGAGCAAAAGACUGCAAUAGGCUUUGUUUAUAGCUGUAGGCCUAACUUCUGUGCAAUAUAUAUUUACCAAUAAUAAUAAAUAUUUUCCAUGCUACAAUUA
Scophthalmus maximus (turbot) is the source of this 1845-nucleotide messenger RNA. RefSeq names its product P2Y purinoceptor 13. The record is from RefSeq and is a predicted model, not a curated record. Gene Ontology annotation, biological process: negative regulation of adenylate cyclase activity; G protein-coupled receptor signaling pathway. Lineage: Eukaryota; Metazoa; Chordata; Actinopteri; Pleuronectiformes; Scophthalmidae. Gene Ontology annotation, molecular function: G protein-coupled purinergic nucleotide receptor activity. The transcript has 4 exons. Gene Ontology annotation, cellular component: membrane. Bases 262 to 1308 code for a protein of 348 amino acids.